UCUGUCAAAGAGGAAAAACUUUCAAAAGAAACGGCAUUUCUCUCGUUCGUCUUUGCGACAAGCUGCAGCGUUCUUCCAAUCAGCACCCCCGCCUUCACCCGACCGCCUACCGCAGCCCGACCAACGUUUUUCGUGACCGAUAGCAAAUAUGGCAGGGUUAUUCCAAAGGGUCUACAAUUGGCUCAUGCGCAUGUUCUGGGCGAUGGAAAUGGAAGUGACGAUGGUUGGUUUGCAAAAUGCUGGAAAGACCUCGUUAUUACGAGUUCUCGCUGGCGGUGAAUUCACUCUCGACUCCAUCCCCACCGUUGGUUUCAACAUGAAAAAGGUACAGCGCGGACAUGUUACCUUGAAGUGUUGGGAUAUUGGCGGCCAGCCCCGGUUCCGAACCAUGUGGGAAAGAUAUUGUCGAGGCGUGAGCGCCAUCGUCUUUAUCGUGGAUAUUGCCGAUACACCACUGAUUCCCCAAGCGAAGGAAGAGCUCCAUGACCUCAUGAGCCGCAAGUCGCUUGAGGGUAUACCACUUCUCAUCCUGGGGAAUAAGUCCGAUCUUCCGGACAAGCUUUCGGUGGAUGAGUUGAUUGACGAGCUAGACCUGAAGAGCAUACGUGGCCGUGAGGUGUGCUGCUAUGGUAUCAGCGCGAAAGAAGAGACAAACCUUGACGCAGUAGUCGAGUUUCUAAUGAAGUAUGCCACGCGACCAUAAUCAGCGCCAUAACUCGCUGGUGUGGUGGCUGUAACACUCGCUUGGGGAUGUUUCCACACCCUCUGACUCAAGAGGUAACAAGCGUCCAAGUCUGUGCUAGUUGUUCCAAUAACUGC
Molecule: messenger RNA, 819 nt
Organism: Fusarium oxysporum Fo47
Lineage: Eukaryota; Fungi; Ascomycota; Sordariomycetes; Hypocreales; Nectriaceae
Product: P-loop containing nucleoside triphosphate hydrolase protein
Exons: 4
Coding region: 149-703 (184 amino acids)
Biological process (GO): protein transport
Cellular component (GO): lysosomal membrane
Molecular function (GO): GTPase activity; GTP binding
Source: RefSeq, a predicted model, not a curated record